Molecule: messenger RNA, 1058 nt
Organism: Xiphophorus couchianus (Monterrey platyfish)
Lineage: Eukaryota; Metazoa; Chordata; Actinopteri; Cyprinodontiformes; Poeciliidae
Product: sentrin-specific protease 1-like
Exons: 9
Coding region: 94-879 (261 amino acids)
Biological process (GO): proteolysis; protein desumoylation
Cellular component (GO): nucleus
Molecular function (GO): deSUMOylase activity
Source: RefSeq, a predicted model, not a curated record
CCUCCAGCCUCUCCUCCAGCCCCUCCGACCACCUCUCCUCCAGCCUCUCCUCCAGUCCCUCCGACCACCUUUGCUACAGUCCUUCCAACCACCAUGUCUGACACGAUUUCAACAGUUUUAAACAAGGUGUGGGGAGGAACACAUAAAGACACAUAUGUCCUACUGUCGAAGAUUGGACCCUACAAAUUAUUUAGCUCGGACUUUGCCAGAAUUUGUCCGGGACAGGAGCUGGAGAGUGAGGUUAUUAAUGCCUACCUACAUCUGAUGGUUAAUAACUACAAUAGGAAUCAUCAGGAAAAAGCCAGAGUAAUUGACAGCUUUGAAAUGUCACGGAUUUGGCUCAAAAAAAGUUCCAGGUUAAAGAUUGAUCCAGAAAAGUUCAAGAUAAUAGUGGGUAUUGUUAAUGAAAGUCACCAUUGGAUGCUAGUGGUAAUUUAUCCACUUGAAAAAAGGACAGUUUUCCUUAACUCACUUGGAGAGUCCCAAAAGGAUGUGAAGAGGUGCUUGGAAGCAACAAGGGCAUUUAUGAGAAGCAAAGGGAUGAAAGUCUCCAGGUGGAAAUGUGAAACUGUCACCCAUGCCAUCCAACAAGACAUGGUUUCUUGUGGUGUGUUUGCACUUAAAUUUGCAGAGUGCAUACUGGAAAACAAGGACCUGAACUUUCCAUCGACAGCAGAAGCUGUUAAAACCAUGCGACUCGACAUGUCUUCCACACUUCUUUCUGAAUCAGAGUCAGUGGAGAACCUCUGCAGACACUGUGGCAGUGAGGACACAGAUCAUUUGUGGAUCGCAUGUGACAGAUGCAACUGGUGGUACCACCAAGACUGCAUUAACUUCAAACAAACCAACACAGACUACUGCUGUGAAAUGUGUUUGUAGAUUUAAUGUUUGCAGCAAUAUUCAUCAUAAAUGACUGCAGUUCAGUAGAUUAGUAGUUUAAACUUGACAAUUUUUUUUCACGUAACUGGUUUUCCAAAAAUUGCUGUUAUGAAUAUUCUAUUGUUGAAUAUAAUAAAAUAUUGAUUUAAUUUGUAUCUUAAACAAAAAUAAAAAUUGUU